Messenger RNA from Schistocerca serialis cubense, 5758 nucleotides. RefSeq names its product checkpoint protein HUS1-like. The record is from RefSeq and is a predicted model, not a curated record. NCBI's taxonomy places the organism in Eukaryota, Metazoa, Arthropoda, Insecta, Orthoptera, Acrididae. Gene Ontology annotation, biological process: mitotic intra-S DNA damage checkpoint signaling; meiotic DNA integrity checkpoint signaling; nucleotide-excision repair. The transcript is spliced from 6 exons. Gene Ontology annotation, cellular component: nucleolus; site of double-strand break; checkpoint clamp complex. The coding region runs from base 100 to 930 and encodes 276 amino acids.
UUUGACCAACUGAAGCGGGUGUUCAAAGCAUAAUUAAGGUUAUGUUUACAUUCGAUAAUGGCUGAAAGUGCGCACUAAUAUACGAAAUAUACAAGAAAUAUGAAGUUCAGGGGUAAGAUGACGGAGGUGUUAUGUAUAAAGCAGUUUUCAAAUAUAAUCGGAGCCCUGGCAAAACUGGCGAAAGACUGUAAGUUGCGAAUAACACCGGACAAGAUAUUUUUCACUGUGUCGGAUGGUUCAACUCUGGAGCGACCAUUGGCAUAUUGUAUAAUAGAACAGGCCCAUUUCUUCAACGAGUAUACAGUGGUCGGUGUCUCCAACACACACAAUAUGAUAUGUUUAAUUUUUUCACCAGACCUAUUGGCGCGGGCUACGGCCAACUUGAGGACAUCAGCGAGUACUAAAUCAGUGAAAAUGAAACUGACGAACAAAAUGUCACCUUGCCUCACUUUUGAGAUAGAAUCGGGACAAUCACGGCUUUGUGUACACGACAUUCCUGUGACUGUUGUCCCACGGAGACAGUGGGGGAGCCUUGAAGACCCUGUCCUGCCAACUUUUGAUGUUAGUAUAGAUUUCCCAAAUUUCAGGAUUUUGCGAACAAUAGCAGAACGUAUGCGUAACAUCAACUUGUAUUUGGAGGUUGGGGCCAAUUCACUGGGAACACUUGUAAUUGAAACACGGACAGAUAUUGUCAGACUAAGAACUCAGUUCAGCGAUCUCAAUAUAAACAGCACAGCAAACGCAUUGCCUGAUCCAGAAAAGAUUCGAUCCGUGAGAGUGGACGUCCGAAAAUUUGUACAAGUUCUGGCUAGUGAACAGUUGCACCCAAACAAAAUGCAGUGUGAUAUAGCUGAUGGUCGCUUGUUGCACCUCUUAGUCAUACAUGAGGAUGUGACUUUGCAUUAUUUCUUGUCACAUUUUGACAGCUGAGAUAUGGCAGUAACCCUUCUUCCUUCCUGAAGUAGUGUUGGGGAGAGAGAGAGCUGUUGGAUCACACAUUUAUCAGAGCCAUGAUUAUGGUUGAUGGACUACUGUGGGAUAGUAACUUGCUGAUAUGUGAAAAUGUUGCAAUAUCUUUCGAUUCCCUUUUUUCUGAUAUGUAUAGCUUCUUAGUAAUUUAUUAUUGAUUCUGUAUUAUCUGUAUUAAAUGUGUUGUCUUGCUAAGUCUGUGGUUAUUGUGCUCAUUGAGUAGAGAGUCAACAACUUCAGGAAUACACAUAUUGGAUUCUGUUAAUUCCAAGCUAAGUUACAAAUAAAGUGCACUGUACAGGGUGUCUCACCUAACUCUGCCACCUCAAAUAUCUCUGAAACAACAAUAGAUAUUCAAAAAUGGUCAUUAAAAUUGCUACACCAAGAAAAAUGCAGAUGAUAAAUGGGUCUUCAUUGGACAAAUAUAUUGUACUAGAACUGACAUGUGAUUAUAUUUUCACAAAAUUUGGGUGCAUAGAUCCUGAGAAAUCAGUACCCAGAACAACCACCUUUGGUCGUAAUAGUGGCCUUGAUAAGCCUGGGCAUUGAGUCAAACAGGGCUUGGAUGGCAUGUACGGGUACAGCUGCCCAUGCAGCUUCAACACGAUACCACAGUUUAUCAAGAGUAGUGAUUGAGUGAUUGGCGUAUUGUGACGACCCAGUUGCUCGGCCACCAUUGAUCAGACGUUUUCAAUUGGUGAGAGAUCUGGAGAAUGUGCUGGCCAGGGCAUCAUUCGAACAUUUUCUGUAUCCAGAAAGGCCAAUAUAGGACCUGCAACAUGCGGUUGUGCAUUAUCCUGCUGAAAUGUAACACAUCUGAAAUGUAAUGUCCACUGUUCACAGUCAGUGCGAACAAGAGGUGACCGAGACGAGUAACCAGUGGCACCCCAUACCAUCAUGCCGGAUGAUACACUAGUAUGGCGAUGAUGAAUACUCGCUUACAAUGUGCAUUCACUGCGAUGUCGCCAAACACGGAUACAUCCAUCAUGAUGCUGUAAACAGAACAUGGAUUCAUCCGAAAAAAUGACAUUUUGCCAUUUGUGCACCCAGGUUCUUCGUCGCUGAGUACACCGUCACAGGCCCUCCUGUCUGUGAUGCAGCGUCUAGGGUAACCGCAGCCAUAGUCUCCGAGCUGAUAGUCCAUGCUGCUGUAAAUGUCGUCAAACUGUUGGUGCAGAUGGUUGUUGUCUUGCAAACGUCCCCAUAUGUUGACUCCGGGAUCGAGACGUGGCUGCACGAUCCAUUACAGCCAUGCGGAUAAGAUGCCUGUCGUCUCGACUGCUAGUGAUACGUGGCCGUUGGGAUCCAGCAUGGCGUUGCGUAUUACCCUCCUGAACCCACCGAUUUCAUAAUCUGCUAACAGUCAUUGGAUCUCGACCAACGCGAGCAGCAAUGUCCCGAUACGAUAAACCACAAUCGCGAUAGGCUACAAUCCGAUCUUUAUCAGAGUCGGAAACAUGAUGGUACGCAUUUCUCCUCCUUACACGAGGCAUCACAACAACAUUUCACCAGGCAACGCCGGUCAACUGCUGUUUGUAUAUGAGAAAUCAGUUGGAAACUUUCCUCAUGUCAGCACAUUGUAGGUGUCGCCACUGGCACCAACCUUGUGUGAAUGCUCUGAAAAGCUAAUCAUUUGCAUAUCACAGCAUCUUCUUCCUGUCGGUUAAAUUUUGCAUCUGUUGGUAGCAUGUCAUCUUGGUGGUGUAGCAAUUUUAAUGGCCAGUAGUGUACUAUGCAAAAUUUUAAAAUUUAAACAAAUACUAUUUUCAACACAGACUUGUGUAUUUUUAAAUGGACACCCCCUAUUAUUUCGUAUGCAAUCAAUAGCAUGAAAAAUCACAAAAAUAAUGGCCUUGGUUGGACUGCAAUACAUCAGUCAUGUCCAGAAAAAUUGCCAAGCGAAGUUGAUGCUUGAAAUAAAUGAAGCGCACAGCUAGCGCACGUCCUGAGACUCAAGCAUGCACCUCACGCUGCCAGUAAUCGUGAUUUAGUUGACGUACUACAGCAGUGGAGUGUUAAUGUAUGGUGUGGUAUUGUAUGACAACACAUCAUUGACCCAUAUUUCAUUGAUGGCACUGCUAAAGGGGGAUAGUUUAACUCUUUCUUGAGCUGUACCUUACUUGAGCCAGUCCACCUCUUAUAAUGUUUCAAAUAAUGCGGUAUCAAAAUGAUGGAUGUCCUGCGCGUAAUGUUUACCGUUGCGAAAUGACAACUAGAGGUACAAUUAGUGGUAACACACUUGGUUUCACAUUUCUAAACCUCAUAAGUUCUGAAAUGUGUGGCUUGUAAAGGAUAGCAAUGGUGUCACAGUUUCUGACGUAAUGCAUCACAUGUAGUACUGUACUCAGAGCAGGGGUUGCCUGCAGUGGCACCUGUAUCCUGCCGUAAACUUACCAAUAUCACCACGGCAUGCUCUACCUUCAGUGUACAAGUGCCUCCUAAUCUGGUCUGCUGAACUGCUCUCAUACUGUAAUGUAAUUCACAUACAUUGCCACAUCAGUAAUUUACGGCAAAUGUCACAGAAAUAACAACCGCAGCUGUGACACUGUAUGCUACCCAGAUUGGCGGUGUCCAUCAAGUCGAACCAUUGGCAACAUCUGGAAGACACUCACGGAAACAGGAAACUGGGCUCCCACAAAACGUCGACGUACAACGCCAGCAACUGGCAAUGGGAGAGAAACUGCUGUUCUGGCUGCUGUAGCGCACAAUCCUCAGGUGGGUGUACAAGAAAUUGCACGAGGUGUAAGAAUAAGCCACAGUAGUGUGUGCAGAAUCUUGCAUCGGCAUCAGUUUCAUCCGUUCCAUAUCUCACUGUGCCAAGAACUGUGUGGGAAUGACUUUGAAUCCCACGUUGCAUUCUGUCAUUUUGCACUUCAGCAGUUGCAAGGUAAUCCAGUAUUCGUGAGCAAUACGUUGUUUAUGGACGAGGCUUCAUUUACAAAUCACGGUAAUGUGAAUCUGCGGAACAUGCACUGCUGGUCCGUGCAAAAUCCCCACUGGAUUUGCCAAGUUGUUCAUCAAUGACAGUAAAGUGUCAAUGUUUGCUGCAGUAUCAUUGCUAACUGUAUUGUAGGUCUCUAUUUUUACCGUGGAACAUUGAAUGGACAGGGAUAUGCAUCAUUUCUUCAACACACACUAGCACUACUCAUGAAGGAUCUAGGAUUGCAAACUCAUCUAUCAAUGUGGUUCCAACACUAUGGAUGUCCCGCACACAAUGCAAAAAUUGCCAGAGAUGUUCUUGAUGAGACAUUUCCAAAUAGGGUGGAUGGGGCAGGGAGAUACUGUGCGAUGACCAGCACGGUCCCCCGACUUGACGCCAUUAGACUUCUUUCUAUGGGGCGCAGUGAGAGACAGAGUGUAUCAAGAACCCCCAACAACAGUAGAGGAUAUGCAACAUCCUAUUACCGUGGCAUGUGCGGCAAUAUCUUUGGAAACUGUACAAUCUGUGCAACACAAUCUUGUUACCCAUCUGCAAAUGUGUGUGUAUUGAUGCAAACGGGGGUCACUUUGAACAUAUGUUGAUGUGACACAAUUUCAUUGGUGAAGAUGUGGAUGUAUUUUCUAUGCGGGAUGUAAUGCACAACAAUACUUCUGUGGACGACAAGGCACUAGUCAGUGUGUUUAGCAAAGUGAAUUCAAGUAUGUUAUCACUAAUUGUAACUCUAGUUGUCAUUUCACUAGAGUAAACAUACAUUUCCACCUUGAAAGAUGUAACUUUGCAUUGAAUGUGUUACUGGUUUAUUUUUGUGGUUUGUGCAUACCUUCCCAUUGUGUGAGCCCCUGACACAGGCAGCAUGAGGUGCGCACUAGAGUCUCAGGACAUGCGCAAGCUGUGCGCUUCAAUUGUUUCAAGUGUCAACUUUGCGUCACAAUUUCUCGGGAUGUAAUUGACAUAUUGCAAUGCAACCAACGCCAUUAUUUUUGUGAUUUUUCAUGCUAUUGAUUGCAUAUGAAAUAAUAGGGGGUGUCCAUUUAAAAAUACACAUGUUUGUGUUAUAAAUAGUAUUUGUGUACAUUUUAAAAUUUCGCCUAGUAUUUGGUUUCCCAAGCCCCUGCCGUACGUUCAUGCUGGUGAAAACCGUUUUUGAAUAUCUGUUGUUGUUCCAGAGAUAUUUGAGAUGGCAUAGUUAGGUGAGACACCCUCUAUUAUGAACAUUUAUCAUCAUCACCACCUUUGGUCAGUUACGGUUGUACCCAUGUCACCUGUAUGUUAAGUUUGUUGCAUAUCUAUCGAGAGCAUUACCUCAUAAUGCAUAUGCGAUCAGUGCCUUCCUAGGUUCCCGUAAAAACAGGAAGCGGUGAACCUUCUAGAAAUUGAAUGAGCAUAUAUAAAGGGCCUUGUAACAUAUGGAACAUUUUUCUUCUACAUAAUUAUCCUUUGAGAGUUACUUAAAAGUAAACAGUAUUUAUAGCAAAUCUGAAGCUCUCAACAUUUAAUGCAGGUUUUAUUAAAAACUUGUUGAUUUGUGACUUGUAACAGUGGGAUGUUGUAAAAAUAUAGAAAAUGAUACAGAGUUAUCAUAUAGCUCUAGGAAAUACAAUUUCCUUCACAAAAAGGUAAAAUAAAUUAAAAAUGUUAAACAAAAUGUAUCGACUGUUGCUUUAAUACUUUGUAGAAGUUAUAUAAAACAUGUUCCUGUUAUUCAUAAACAACUUAUGCAUUUAUCUUUUCUUUGAUCAAGAUGAGCAUUCUAUUGAGUAAAAAGUAAGAGUAAUCGUAUUUUUUUAUGUGUGUAUAUUCAAACUACUUCCAUCAAAAGUAAAUGCUUUGCUUACAUAAAAGCUCAAA